Molecule: messenger RNA, 1237 nt
Organism: Colletotrichum godetiae
Lineage: Eukaryota; Fungi; Ascomycota; Sordariomycetes; Glomerellales; Glomerellaceae
Exons: 1
Coding region: 217-1056 (279 amino acids)
Source: RefSeq, a predicted model, not a curated record
AGAAAGCUUCUUUUGCAUGAAAUCAAAGAUGCCAUUUCAAUUGAGCCAAUCAGACAGCGCAUAGAUUGCGGACUUAGGGGAGCUUUUCUUGUUUUCGGAAUCGGCCUAACCCCUGACCGAGCCAAGCUCAGCUUUUGAUAAGGAGCUUGAAUUUCUCAACGACAUUGUCCGACUCAAAAUAUCAACCUCUUGUCCACUCUCGCAUCACAGAAAACCAUGGCCACCCGAUCAUUAGUCGUCGGAGGAACUGGUGGUAUUGGCUACGCCAUUGCCUGCCGCCUGGCCGCUGCCUCGGCGUCCUCACAAGUGACCAUCAGCGGCCGCACCGAGCCCAAGGACACCCCCCAUCCCAACAUCAAGUUCCGCGCCUUGGACGCAUCUUCCAUGCGCUCCAUCAAGAAAUACACAGCUGAAUACAAAUCACUCCAAGACCCGCAACUCGACCUACUCGUCCUCACGCAGGGCAUCCUUACCAUGGCAGGCCGGACCGAGACGUCCGAGGGAAUCGACCGCAAGAUGGCCCUUCACUACUAUGGCAGGCAGCUUCUCAUCCGCGAACUGAGCCCCAUUCUAAAGGACGACGCCAAAGUUCUCAUCGUCCUCGACAGCACCCGCGGAAGCCCGACAAAGCUGAUUUGGGACGAUUUGGACCUGAAGAAGAACUUUAGCCUACAGAACGCAGCGAACCAUUGCUUGUCCAUGACGGACGCAAUGAUUCAGGCGUAUGCGGCUGAGAACAAGGCCAAGAAGCAACACUUUAUCCACGCAUACCCGGGACUUGUGCAGACCAACAUCUUCCACACCAUGCCGUGGUAUCUCCGGGUUGGGACAAAACUACUGACGAAUGUGAUGGGUGUACCGGCUGAUACUUGCGCCGAGGGACUUCUGAAGGGAGUGAACGAGACCUCGGAGAAGGACGGUGCAUCCUGGAGCUGUAUCGAUCAGAAUGGUAAGAUGGUUGGCAACAAGGCUAUUUUCACUGAGGAGGAUCUGCAAAAGGUCAAAGACCACACCUGGAAGACGAUUGAUGAGGCGCUUGCAAUGCCCAGCGAGUAAAGUGAGGGUAGCUGGCGUGCACUUGUAAGAUUCGAGUUUGACCUGUAUUUUCGAUACCAAAGAAUUAAGAGCUCACUUUGCGGCUCACCAGAACUCAAGCCAGGGACGAAAUCGUCAUCGUUUGUGAGAUCUCAAUCCACACUACUUACCUCUCAUCAAAUACCGCGUGGACGGGUGUUAG